Molecule: messenger RNA, 845 nt
Organism: Suricata suricatta (meerkat)
Lineage: Eukaryota; Metazoa; Chordata; Mammalia; Carnivora; Herpestidae
Product: neutrophil gelatinase-associated lipocalin-like
Exons: 7
Coding region: 42-638 (198 amino acids)
Molecular function (GO): small molecule binding
Source: RefSeq, a predicted model, not a curated record
CUGAUAUCCAGAGCAGUGCCAGCUUCCUCGGCCCUGAAGCCAUGGCCCUAGGUCUCCUAUGGCUGGGCCUUGCCCUGCUGGGGGCCCUGCAGAUCCAGGCUCGGGACGCCACCCCAAACCUGAUCCCAGCCCCGCCUCUGCUCAGGGUUCCUCUGCAGCCUGACUUCCAGGAUGACCAGUUCCAGGGGAAAUGGUACGUCUUAGGAGUGGCAGGGAAUGCCUUUAAAAGAGAAGAACACAGCCAGUUGAAGAUGUACGCCACCACCUACAAGCUGAAGGAAGACGGCAGCUACAAUGUCACCUCCACCCUGCUACGGAACCAGCACUGUGACCACUGGAUCAGAACAUUCCUCCCAAGUUUCCAGCCAGGCCAAUUCAACCUGGGCAACAUUAAGCGUUACCCUGGAAUACAGAGCUACACAGUACGAGUGGUGGCCACAGACUACAACCAGGUCGCCACGGUGUUCUUCAAGAAAGUUUACAACAACCAGGAGUACUUCAAGAUCACCCUCUAUGGGAGGACCAAGGAGCUGACUCCUGAGCUGAAGGAGAACUUCAUCAGCUUUGCCAAAUCCCUGGGCCUCACCGAUGAGCACAUCGUCUUCACUAUCCCCAACGAUCAGUGCAUCGAUGAGUGAGUGAGCGUGUGGUGCCCUCUGGCUCUCACCUCCUCAUCCCCCUGUACCAACCUCUCCCAAGGGCACGACCCAGCUGUCCCCACCAACCUGGACACCACUGAGACAGCCAGGAGACCCUUCUCAUUGCACAGCCAGCUAGCUCCUCCCCAUGCUGCCCUGCUCACGGAACCCCUCUUAGUUUACUAAAUAAAUGCAUUUCCCCCAGUU